This is a messenger RNA of Xenopus laevis (African clawed frog), 4357 nucleotides long. RefSeq names its product cornichon family AMPA receptor auxiliary protein 3 L homeolog (gene cnih3.L). The coding region runs from base 1572 to 2054 and encodes 160 amino acids. NCBI's taxonomy places the organism in Eukaryota, Metazoa, Chordata, Amphibia, Anura, Pipidae. The record is from RefSeq and is a predicted model, not a curated record. Gene Ontology annotation, biological process: vesicle-mediated transport. Gene Ontology annotation, cellular component: membrane. The transcript has 6 exons.
CGCUAAGAGCAACAUGAACUGACUGUACCCGGCGCUGUGCUUUAGCCAAUAAAUAAACACUUCCCUUGCUCUGCUGAUAACAUGCACAGUGACAGUGGGAUACUGUUUUGGGAUGUAGAACUGGCAGACUGUGCUGUACUGGCAGUGCGCUCGGCGCAAACAGUAGCGCUAUCAGCUUGUUCUGAGAGUAUCUGCGGAGAUUCAGCACCAGCAGCGAGCGGACAGCUCCCUCCCCUCCCAGUCAGCUUGUGCGAGUAAAAGGCUGUGGAUCUCCCAACUUCCAGGCUGCGCUUCAUUCUCUCCUGUUCACAGCCGACCCCGAUACUCAGCCCUGGGGUUCUACUCUGCUGUAUUGGAACUACAUGAAUGUAAAAGAGCUGUCUACUCUGAAGCUAAUCAAUACCUCUCCCUGGAAAUGGACAACUUAAUCAGAACCUUGCCUGGGAUGUAUGGAGCCUAAUCGAUGGAAAAGCCAAACCUAAUAACUCCUUUCCAAAGGAACUUCCAAGUUUGAUCCCUACUACGUUCAAAUGUUAUGAAUAAUCUGUCCAAAACCACAUAGUCUUGUGACUGCUCUGCCCAGGAACUAUGAGGAUUAUCAGUCCCCUGUCCAGGAGUUACAAAAUCUAACAAGUGCCAUGUCCAGCUCAGGAGCUACAAAAUCUCAGGAGUUCCAUGUCCAACACAGGAGCUACCAAAUCUCAUGAGUGCCAUGUCCAGUCCAGCUACCAAAUCUGAUGAGUGCUAUGUCCAGUCCAAGAGCUACCAAAUCUCAAGAGUGCCAUGUCCAGCCUAGGAGCUACCACAUCUGAGGAGUGCCAUGUCCAGUCCAGCUACCAAAUCUUAUUAGUGCCAUGUCCAGUCCAGGAGCUACCAAAUCUAAUGAGUACCAUGUCCAGCCCAGAAGCUACCAAAUCUGACUCAUUUGCCCCAUCAAGGAACUACAAUGUGUUCAAGAAAUAUCAAGUCCAUCAGUAACCUACCUAGGAACUAGUAUCUGUGACCAGCACCCAUACUGACCACAAUACUGCCCUGAAUCUUUCCUAAUCAUCGUGAGCUUAGGGGUCUUCAGUCUGGGAACUCAAAGAAGGGGUGUUUUUUUUCAAGUAAGGUGACCUGGAGCUGUUCAAGUGUAAAUGAGCCGUCUGUGUUACUGUGUACAAAAGCUGGUUGUCCUGGAGCUUCACAAGUCAUAGCAGGUAAUAAGGCAUCUGUCCAGUCAAUGUCAGCUUCUCUCUUGCCCCCACCAAUAAAUCAUGUGGGCAUGUCAUCUGAACUGAAGAUCCCAUUGGUAGGGAUAAGCAACACAUAAGGAUAUUGACAUCUCCUCUCUCUUGAGUGGUGGUAAAGCAGGGAGCUGAAGACUGAGGUGCCCUCAUGGAAAGGUCUAUCUCACAGCUUCCAGGCACAGAAGUGACCUCCCCACCCUUACAAUGAGCAUAACAGUGAGUGAAGUCCUGGGGGGACAAAACUGGAGAAUCCAAGAUGAUCUACACAUAUACCCCAGCUAAUAGACACAACUGACUUAUUCGCUCCUUGCUUGGAUCUACUGUACUACAUUUGGGAUUGUCAUGGCUUUUACAUUUGCUGCCUUCUGCUACAUGCUGUCCCUUGUGCUUUGUGCGGCUCUCAUCUUCUUCGCAAUAUGGCAUAUUAUUUCUUCUGAUGAGUUGAGAACAGACUUCAAAAACCCGAUAGAUCAGUGUAAUCCGGCACACGCGAGGGAACGCCUUCGAAACAUUGAACGGAUUUGUUUUCUACUCAGAAAGCUGGUGCUUCCAGAAUAUUCAAUCCACAGCCUGUUCUGCAUAAUGUUCCUAUGUGCGGAAGAAUGGUUAACGCUGGGGCUGAAUGCUCCAUUGCUUUUCUAUCACAUAUGGAGGUAUUUCCACAGUCCGGCAGACAGCUCGGAAUUAAUCUACGACCCACUUGUAGUAAUGAGUGAGAGUACAUUGAGUUACUGCCAGAAGGAGGCCUGGUGUAAGCUGGCGUUUUAUCUGCUUUCAUUUUUCUAUUAUCUGUACUGCAUGAUCUACACCUUAAUGAGUUCCUAAGGACCAUGGGAAGAAACAUCACCCUGACAGUCUCGGACAAUGUGUGGCUGAAGAGAAGGAGAGGAACUUCUGUCCUGUUCAGACAUUCAGGCCAGUGAAAUACACAGACUCCAGCCCACAGUCCAAAGAAGACCCAGAGAUGGAAAUAGAAUGGCUAGAAAAUGUGCCAUUGAGCAGUGCUACAUGCAGAGUAAUGAGAGUUGGAUGGUGAAUAACAGAAUGAAACUUGUUAGUGAAGAGCGGAUCACCAGAUGGCAGCAUGCAAAAUAUGCAAAAUAUGGCUAAUAUGUUUAUAUUUCAAGCUAUCAGUUCUGCAUCUUGUUUGUAGCUGAAGAACCAUGCCAAAUGGAUUGCAGAGGACAAAGGGACUAAAACUACCUUGGCUGCCUGGGUACUGAAAAGUGGCUUUGCAGUACCUGAACAAUGUAGCUCAUGAACAAUGUAGCUCAUGAACGAUGUAAACUCUGCUGUUUUCAGUCUGCUUUUAUAAUGAAAAAGGGCCAUGUAAUUGCAUUUAAAAAAAAACUUCCAUUGUUUUUACCAAUGUGAAGAUGUUAAUGUACAACAUAUAGUUACUUCUCCCCUAGCUGCUUCUAUGGUGUUAAACGUUCAGCUUGAAGUUCCUUCCUUUCAUAAGGUGCCAUUGUUUUAUGCUGACUGCCCACAAGCUUUCUUAUCACCCCCCAUUGCCCUCCUCUUGUUUUAUAAUACCCUCCAAGAAGCUAGUUACAGGUGCGUACAAUGGGUGGGGUCUAUUGUCUUAAUGGUGGAUUGGUCAACCGAUGAAGCCUGAUGAUAGAAUUAUCCAGGGCAGUAUUAGCAGGUAUUAAUUUGUUCAUAGGUUAUACAGAAAUAUCUUCUAUAAUAGCACAGGUAGGUAUUUUCCUGUACUAAGCACAGUUCUGUAGGAACAGCUCACUCUUAUUUGCUUGUAUACUGUACAAAGAGAUACCACAAAACUAAGACAGGUAUUCCAAGUACUAAGCAUGAUUCAGCAGAAACAGCCCCAAGGUUUUUGUAUUGCCUACUCAGAGUCCAGUGUCUUACUGGGCCGUCGAGACACUGGGAAAAAACCCAGUGGGCCCCGGCUCAGACCAGCUUCUCCUGCCUGCCUAAAACGAAGCACUCAAUGGUGGCCCGAUUGAUACAAGAACAGCAGGUACGCACUGGUGGGGGGGAGGUAGUUGGAGAAAGGCUGCGGCUGACACGGUGGGCCCAUGGAGUUGGCCGGAUGGGGUCAGAGGCCGGGGGUGGGUCUAACAUUGAAGAAGCCCUAUAGAAUAAUGCCAGUGUAGGUAUUCCCUUUAUUCAGCAUAAUUGUAAACAAAAGGGUAUUGCAGCCUUGCACAGUAAGUUGUUUUUAGGUAUAAGACAUCUGCUUUUCUGGCAGACAUUUGGGGAUACCCGAACAUGCACAGAUUAAUGCUGACCGGUUUCAAGGAAAUACAUUGCAGCUGUUGAAAAAGGGAGACUAUACACAUGCUACAAUAUUUGGUCAGAUGUGCUGCUGUUUCUGUCCCAUUUUACUUUCCUCUGUGAUGGUGGAGGGAAGGUGAUAAGUGUUUUAAGACCAGGUUAACUUACCCCUUAACAUGAUUAAAUUGCACAUAAAUCAGAUGCAGAGAUUUUAUCGAAGACCUGGGAGACCAUUUAACUCUACCACUUGAUUACAAUGUGUUUUGCAUGAGUGAGUUAGUAGCUCCUUCUUUAACUGCAAUUUUUGAGCUUGGGUUUAAUUUAUGGGAGGCUUAGAAGCGCCUCCAUUAAUACAUAUUCAGUAUACACGCAAAAAAGUGUUUUAGCAUGGGAAUAGGCUCUUCAAUAAAACAUGAUCUGUUCCCUGCUUGGGGUAUGAGCCCCCUUUUCUUUUUUCUUUCCUUGGGUGGUAAAUGUUACAGGCAAGAAGUGAUUUUUUAAUGGACAAAUUAUUUCUUCAUAAAAAGAGCGAACUCCACUGUACCUGUCACAAGUGAUUAUGCCGCAUCUUGCCUUCAUUUGCCAGAGCUACAGACUGUGCACUUUAAUUAAGUCAUCCUCGAGUUUGAUACCAGAUUAUCAUAAAUUAGCGCUCUGAGAUCCAUUUUCAGAAUGCUAAUUCUAAUAUUUAUUCAUGUAAGGCAGGCAACUUACUGCGCUAGUUUGAAGGGAUACUGUAUACUCAUUUAAAGGAGGCAAGAAGUAUGAAAAAAAUGUGCCAGUGCAGUAUAUCCUUUUAAAUAUGGAAUGAAUGCCAUUUAAAAAUAUUAUUUGGAUUGAUAUAUUGAAAAUUUCUGAAAAAACCCUACUAGUCCCGCCCAUCUGUU